AUGGCUGGUGAGAAAAAGAAGCAACAGCCUUUCUGGCUUGGUGGAGCGGCCGCUUCCAUGGCAGCAACAUGCACACAUCCUUUGGAUCAAACGAAAUACCGCAUGCAAGUCAUGCACCAACCCAAGAACAUUCUUAGAACAUUAGUAUCAUUUGCCAGCCGUGAUGGUAUUCCUUCUCUCUGGACUGGUUUGACUGGAUCUUGGCUCAGACAAUGUUCCUACUCGACUGCUCGUUUUGGACUGUACAACUACUUUGCAAAGGAAGUCAAACAAAGAACAGGAACCACGAAACUGACCGCUGGCUGGGAAGUCGUGUGCUCUGGUGUAGCUGGUGGAGCAGCAGGUCUUGUCGGCAACCCUACAGAAGUCGUGCUCGUCAGAAUGUGCGCAGAUGGUGCUAAGCCCGCUGCAGAGAGAUACAACUACGGCAACUCCAUCCGUGCGCUAUAUAGAAUUGCAAAGGAGGAGGGCAUGUCGACUUUCAGCAGAGGUUUGACACCGAACAUUGUUCGCAGUGUUAUCAUGAACAUCUCCCAAAUCGCUACCUACUCGACCGCAAAGGACUACCUUCUCUCGAACCCCAGCCUUGGUCUGAAGGAUGGCAUCUUCCUCCACUUCCUCGCCUCAUUACUUGCUGGAACCGUCGCGACCACUGCAUGUGCACCUGCCGAUGUACUCAAGAGUCGUGUACAGAGUGCUCCCACCAUCAACGGUGUAAAGCCCAGCCUCAGCAAAAUCUUCGCCGAUUCGUACAAGAAGGAGGGCAUCAGCUUCCUCAUGAGAGGAUGGUCACCAGCAUGGCUCAGACUUGCCCCUAACACCGUGUUGAUGUUCGUCUUCAUGGAACAACUCCAGCGCCUUGUAGGCGUCAGCUCUAACCAGCCAAAGCCGGUCCAAGAAAAGAAGGCUUCUGAAGCCAUGAAGGCAUAG
Aureobasidium melanogenum CBS 110374 is the source of this 930-nucleotide messenger RNA. RefSeq names its product mitochondrial dicarboxylate transporter. The record is from RefSeq and is a predicted model, not a curated record. Bases 1 to 930 code for a protein of 309 amino acids. Gene Ontology annotation, biological process: succinate transmembrane transport; thiosulfate transport; phosphate ion transmembrane transport. Gene Ontology annotation, molecular function: succinate transmembrane transporter activity; sulfate transmembrane transporter activity; antiporter activity. The transcript is spliced from 7 exons. Lineage: Eukaryota; Fungi; Ascomycota; Dothideomycetes; Dothideales; Saccotheciaceae.